Molecule: messenger RNA, 864 nt
Organism: Clonostachys rhizophaga
Lineage: Eukaryota; Fungi; Ascomycota; Sordariomycetes; Hypocreales; Bionectriaceae
Source: the annotation of a GenBank genome assembly
AUGAUCCAAAGAGGUCAAGAAGAGUAUCUUCGGUUCACUUUCUUGAGCGCUAUCCAAUCGAUCACUGGCCAUUACACCAUCACGCCACCUAAUUUGACUGAGCUUGAAAUGGGCCUUCAUGACUUGUGGUAUGCUUGUAUUCAAGCAGCCAAGAAUAUCUCCUCUGGUGAGGAAAAGCAGGAUACCCUCAUCCGUCCCCUCCUGGCUGCUAAAUCGCUUGGACCUCUACGACAACCAAGUCCCACUUCCGACUCGGGUAAUGGUGAUGGCAGUGACGUCGAUGGUGACCCUACUUCUUCCCUGGAAAGCUACUCGAUCUGGUCUGGCUUACCUCUAUUGGAUUUAGAUUUCAUUGAGGAGUUCACCAACCGCUACUACCGGAAGAGCCAUUAUAAUGAAGACCAGCGUGCGAACAUGGCAGGUUUCCUUGGUCGACUGGUUUCCGUCGGUAUUUACGAUGGACCUGAUCUCUGCACACUUUCGUUGUUCAGGGAAACAUUGGAGACCUCCCGGCCAUUACUAGCAGAUGAGAAUGCUGAUCAAGUACCAUUGGAAGAUCUGACUGGCGCCCUCGAGGAAUUGGCUCAGAACUCCAUUUUUGGUCUUGCGGUUCUUGCUAGCCGGAGUUACAGGGAUCACUCUUCUGGUAUUGAUCCUGAAGAUUAUCUACACUUAUCCAGUAUUGGUGAACUGGCCACUCAAGCCGGUGGUAUUCCUUCAAUUGGAUAUAGCAUUGAGCGAUGGGACUUCUGGAUCCAGCGUCUCGAGGAACUGUCGAAUUGUGGGAAUGAGAAGAUCCAGAGCAAUGUAGAAGGAUGUUUGGCACCAAUGAGACAAGCUAGGGAAGAUACCAGGCUACUGUGA